AUGUCCGAAGACAUCGAAACCAGCUUUCAAGCCGCCAUUGAUUCCGGCAAGAUCAAUGGCGCUGUUCUCUAUGCCACCGACGCCGAUGGCGACUUUGUGUAUAACAACGCCAUGGGCCAGCGCACUCUAUUAUCCGGAGAGAAACGCCUCCAGGAACUCGACGAUAUCUUGUUUCUAGCCUCGGCAACCAAGUUGAUUGCUACGAUCGCUGCCCUCCAGUGCGUCGAGGAUGGUCUCCUGUCUCUCACGGGAGAUCUGUCAUCCAUCGCACCUGAGCUGGCUGAGAAGCAAGUUCUCACAGGUUUCUCCGAAGAGGGAGAACCCAUCUUGGAACCAGCCGCUGGCCCUGUUACUCUCGAAAUGCUGCUCACACACAGCGCUGGUACUGCCUACGAUUUCCUGCAUCCUCUUAUCGGAAAGUGGCGUGAGAAGUUCUCACCUCCUGAGUCCGGCCGAAAGAAAACAGUCGAAGAGCUCUUCGUCUACCCCCUUGCACAUCAACCAGGAGGAUCCUGGAUGUACGGGCCUGGGCUGGACUGGGCAGGCCGCAUUGUGGAACGAGCGACGAAGCGCACUCUUUCUGAGCACGUCAACGAACGCAUCCUGGCUCCCCUUGGAUUGAAGAAAGACGCUCAGUUUUUUCCGGCUACCAGAGAAGACUUGCGCGAUCGUCUUGUCGAUCUGAACCCUGACGAUCCGGAGGGUCUUGGCCGUGCCGUGCUUGGUGGCGGUGGAGAGAUGAAUCUUCGAGGCAAGGGAGAUUUCGGAGGUCACGGCAUGUUCAUUCCUGGCAACUACUACAUCAAAAUUCUUCAAUCCUUGCUUGCCAACGACGGAAAGAUUCUCAAACCCGCUACCGUUGACGACAUGUUCCAGCAUCAUCUCUCUCCCGAAUCAACCGCUGGCCACCAGGCUGCACUGGCGGGCCCUGCAGGUAUCUUCUUCCGUUGCGGUGUUGACCCAGAGACGAAAAUGGGCUACGGACUGGGAGGUCUCUUGACUCUGGAGGAUGUUGAUGGAUGGUACGGUGCUCAUACACUUACCUGGGGAGGAGGUCUUACCCUUACUUGGUUCAUCGAUCGAAAGAAUGAUAUAUGUGGCGUUGGUGCUAUUCAGGCUGCCUUGGCUGGAGGGGUGGAUGGUAAGUUGGUGUCUGAUCUUAAGCAAGUGUUCCGCAAGGAUAUUUAUCGCAAGCGCGCCACAUGGAAGGGAAAGCAGUAG
This is a messenger RNA of Fusarium falciforme, 1221 nucleotides long. Its product is annotated as Beta-lactamase domain-containing protein. Bases 1 to 1221 code for a protein of 406 amino acids. The transcript has a single exon. NCBI's taxonomy places the organism in Eukaryota, Fungi, Ascomycota, Sordariomycetes, Hypocreales, Nectriaceae. The record is from RefSeq and is a predicted model, not a curated record.